UGCUAAUGACGAUUCCUCAAACGACUUUGGCGGUUCUUACGUCUCGAGAACACACCUUUCCACUUCUCAACCAUGCGUUCGACAGUCGUGCUCCGAAUGCCACUGCGCCAUUGCUUGAGUGCGUCCAGGUUUCGCCUCCCGUUCUGAGCCCCGAAAGUCCGACUUGUCAACAGACUCUCAUGGUACACACAUUUGGUUGGUCAUAUGGGAAACCUUUCCUGGGUACGUUCAGAGUUCCCUUCCUGGCAUACCAUGUCCUUUCCCUUCAAGAUGUAACAUCACUGGCCUUCGAACAACAGAGUAGAAGCCGCGCGAUUAUACACCACCUGCCUGCAAAUUUAAUCGUGUUACGUUCAACUUCACUGUCACCUCGGCCGGACGCCAAUACGACCGACUCGGAUUGAUGUUCUUCAACGACACCGAGAUUUUCCGUACAUCGACGGCUGAGCCUACACAGAACGGCAUUAUAUGGACGUAUAUCAAGGACAUGAGCAACUAUCUCGCUUUGUUCAAAGAACCACAGAGGAUAAUCUUCGACCUUGGCAACUUGGUCGAUGACACCUACACAGGCUCUUGGCAUACCACAUUGACUGCUACUUUCUUCGAAACUGAGGAUGAUAUCGAUGCUGCCGAUAUGAUUAUCCCUGUCUCCGCUAGGAAGUCUGCCGCGGACAGUCCAAGCGGGUUCGUUGUGCCUGAAUCGAAGGCAGUGAAUACCUUGAGAUUUCCCAGGAAUAUCAACAAAGCUAUCUUCACCAUAUCAGCAUGCGGCCAGGCUACCGAAGAAUUCUGGUGGAGCAACGUCCUUUCGUCGGAUACCAAGGUCUUUGGCAACGAAACAUCAUUGUAUGGCUAUUCUCCCUUUCGAGAAUUGCAACUCCUCAUCGACGGUUCGUUGGCUGGUGUUGCUUGGCCGUUCCCCGUUAUCUUUACCGGAGGUAUAGUGCCUGGCUUCUGGCGGCCCGUCGUCGGAAUAGAUGCAUUUGAUUUGCGAGAUGACGAAAUUGAUAUCACGCCGUUCGUCCCCCUUCUUGCCGAUGGCAACGAACAUAGUUUCGAAAUCCGUGUUGCGGGAAUCGACGAUGACGGCAAGGGUAAUGGAAACCUGACUACUGCUAUCGGCUCAAAUUGGGUGGUCACUGGCAAGGUAUUCGUCUGGCUUGACCGAGCUGGCACCAUCACAACGGGAACGUUACCAACAAUCUCUGCACCUGAACCGUACCUGGAUCUCUAUUCAUCCGCCCAAAAGUCGCGUACCGGUACAGUGGACGCAUUACUUUACGCGGUUAAGGUCGGUCGGAACCUUUCCAUCAGUUCCACGAUUGAGACUUCGUCGGGAACAGAACUCGCUACUUGGCAACAAAAUUUCGUCUACAGCAAUGAGGGCGAGUUUACAAACGGCGGCAACGAUCAGGAGACUCGGCAGUAUACAUCCGGCUUCGACGCAUCCUCGAACGGUUACUCGAAGACUUUCGACUAUCCGCUCUACGUGUUUUCCACCUACAAUGUCCAAGCCGGCGGAAACUUCACUAUCCAUGGCAAAUUGGCGCGAGGGAAGAAUGUGAAGAGGAUUGGUCAAUUGGCCUUUCCGUCUGAGCUGAAGACAUUCAGUCAGACUCCGCCAUAUGAGUCCUCGUUCAUCGGCACGUCUACCAGUGAUUUACAGAACGGCACAGCCAGCUACCUUGGGGCGCCCGCGCUCAAACGAUCAUUUGGCUCCGGAUCGACGGAACAAAGGUAUUUUCUAUACGGCGUGAGUGACUCGGCCACUGUGGUUCAGGAUGCAACCCCUGGUCUUGCCGCACAAGGUAUCACUGAGCUAUAUAGGCGCCACGUCUUAGCGGCGAAUGAUUCGAUCCUUCUAGAUGAGGAAACGUUGGCCGGAGCGGGGCUCAAGAUGCAGCAUAGCCAAUCCCUCAGUGGAGAUGACAAGCAGGUGUUUGCAGAGGUGGGGAUCAGGAAACUACUAGGACGUGGGCCGUUCUGAGUUGGCAUGGGUUGCAGCGGGUGAAGGAUCGCAUGUGCGGGCGAAGCAGCUUCACAGCAGCAGAUCCACGUCCUUGCCCUUUCGGGUCUCGAUUGGUCUUUCCUUUUCCCAACUUUCCUAUUCGCCUACCGUACGGUUCAACAAUUCUUGGAAACAAUCGUCUUUGCCUUUAACUUUCCUGGAACUGGCCGGUCUCGCAAUCAUCAUCUUACACUUCAGCUUUUCCGGUGCCACAGAGCUUAUAUGCCGGCAGUUAUCGCAGGAGCGCAAGGGCACUAUCCACCUCUCGUAUUUACUGCUUGCUUUACCUACGCCAGAACGUCUGGAUGCUCCGCUGCCUGUGUAAUCCUUAUU
Westerdykella ornata is the source of this 2341-nucleotide messenger RNA. RefSeq lists its product as uncharacterized. The coding region runs from base 404 to 1987 and encodes 527 amino acids. The record is from RefSeq and is a predicted model, not a curated record. NCBI's taxonomy places the organism in Eukaryota, Fungi, Ascomycota, Dothideomycetes, Pleosporales, Sporormiaceae. The transcript has 2 exons.